AUGGUAGAAGCCCCUCAAAGAAACAAUUUGGCUAGGGAGACCUCCUUCAACAAACCAAUUAGCAGCCAUGACAGUCAUAUCAUGAACAGCCUUCAUCACAACGAACUUGGAAAUCACAACGUCAACCAUGACGACAAAAUGCGAGAUCGUGUCCAUGGUUUCGACAUGGAUUUUGACAGAACACCAACCGCGGCAGACACUCACCAGGCAUUUUCGGAGCCAAGCAUGUUCCCAGCUGAUGUCGACAGCCCUUGGGGAGGCCUGAUUCCCACCUUUGAUGAACCACCCCAUCUCGCGUGGCAAUUUGAACAACCUGGCCCCUUUUACGACCUGGACCCUCAUUUCCCACCCCGAUUCAACCGAGGCGAAGGCGCAAAGUCGCCUCAGUCGCCAUUAUCACACGUCAGAUUCGAUGAAAACACUACCGGCAGUAAUAAUAGCUACGGCCAUCAAUGCUCCGAACUAGCUACUUCCACCAUUCAAAAACUCGACAUCCCUAUGAUACCUUGUUCUUUAGCGUCUAACCAUAACUCCACUACCUCUUCUGCUAUGAUAGCGGCCGCGGCUUCUUCAGUCUCGGGUACUUCAGGCACUGCGACCCCAAUAUUACCAUCUCAGCCGAGCCAGGCUUCUAGGCGGGGGUCCCGCAGUUUUGAAAUUAUCCUGAGAGAUAACCGUACCGCGCUGGAAGACAUGCUUACCAUUUUACAAUGCCCAUGCACGGUCAAGGCAGAACUUGUUUUCCUGGUAACUGCUGUAUGCUCCCGUGUGCUUUCCUGGUAUGAAGCCAGCCUUGAGCGUAGCAGCAGCGGCUGCAGUAUUUCCAGUGCCGCAACAGCAAGCAAUGCUUCAACUUCAUCGAGCAGUACCUCUGCCGGAUCAACAGCCGCCACCACAAGCUCCAAUGCAUCAUCGUCCCCUUUCUUUGACUGGGUAUCCAUUCCAUCCAUCCGUAUGGGGGCAUAUGCACUUGAUCAUGAACAUUCACAACGCAUGGUUGCACAAUUAAUACAAAUAGAGUUGACGAAAGUGAAAGAAGUCAUAGAUGCAUUUGCACGGACCUACUGUAACCGCAGUGAUGGGCCUUCGAAAUAUGGAUCCCACGGUCUUGUCACAGAAGACAGUGAGGACAAAUUGCACCUGGCGUUGGAGGCGUUUUUGCGGAGCCGGCUGCGGGCAGCCGUGAGAGCUGCAAGGGAACACCUUAGUUAA
Messenger RNA from Trichophyton verrucosum HKI 0517, 1212 nucleotides. RefSeq lists its product as uncharacterized. Lineage: Eukaryota; Fungi; Ascomycota; Eurotiomycetes; Onygenales; Arthrodermataceae. Gene Ontology annotation, cellular component: nucleus. The record is from RefSeq and is a predicted model, not a curated record. Gene Ontology annotation, biological process: regulation of DNA-templated transcription; aflatoxin biosynthetic process. Gene Ontology annotation, molecular function: DNA binding. Bases 1 to 1212 code for a protein of 403 amino acids. The transcript has a single exon.